AUGGAUGCAAGGAAGAGGGAGGACAGCUCCGUGCUUAUCCGCAUCGAUCCUUCAGAUGCACUCUUCAUCGUUCACACACAGCCAAAGAUCCCUCAACCAACCAACCUCACAGCCUCCCGCGCGCAACCCCCCAACGAACCCGGUCGUGGAAUGAUACAAGCAUCGGCAUCCUCCGUCCCGCUUGCGCCUGCAAAGCGCCAUCGACGUAUCGGGACGGUGCCUCACCAGCACCACCCGUCCUCCGGCCGCGAAAAGAUCCUUGGCAAACCGCGCCGCCAAGCUAGCUUCAGGGGACCGGGACCCGUGCGGUUGACGAGCAAGCCCGGGGAUUGGCCAGCGUGGUGGAGGGAGGCGGCGUGCGAAAUGGUUGGAUACGAUGGCACGGGUGGAAGCGACGCCGGCCUUUGGACACUGUGGGAUCGGGUAGGGGAGGUGGAUGGUGGGGUCUGA
Letharia columbiana is the source of this 450-nucleotide messenger RNA. RefSeq lists its product as uncharacterized. The record is from RefSeq and is a predicted model, not a curated record. The coding region runs from base 1 to 450 and encodes 149 amino acids. The transcript has 2 exons. NCBI's taxonomy places the organism in Eukaryota, Fungi, Ascomycota, Lecanoromycetes, Lecanorales, Parmeliaceae.